This is a messenger RNA of Pneumocystis carinii B80, 2091 nucleotides long. RefSeq lists its product as hypothetical. The transcript is spliced from 10 exons. Gene Ontology annotation, biological process: regulation of DNA-templated transcription; telomere maintenance via telomere lengthening. Gene Ontology annotation, cellular component: shelterin complex. The record is from RefSeq and is a predicted model, not a curated record. Gene Ontology annotation, molecular function: telomeric repeat DNA binding. NCBI's taxonomy places the organism in Eukaryota, Fungi, Ascomycota, Pneumocystomycetes, Pneumocystales, Pneumocystaceae. Bases 47 to 2032 code for a protein of 661 amino acids.
UUUAUCAAAAAAAAUAGUAUUUAAAGAGCUAUAAGACAAAUAAAUAAUGCUUGAUAUCUUUAAAAACCCAGAUGGAACAGAUAUGAAGUUUUUUUUGACGCAUACAAUCGUAGAAAAAACAUCAUUAAAGAAUAGCAUUGAGGAACAUGGAGGAAUAACAAGUAUAAUUAAAGAUGAGAGAAAUAAAGAUCUUAUUAUUCUCGGGGAUCCUUUAAAAGAUUAUGGAACACCAAAUAUUGUUUCAUAUAACUUUAUAUUAGACAGCAUUAAUCGCGGAAAACUUCUUAAUAUUAAAGAAUAUUAUGUUAAUUUAUCAAAUGAAAUGUUUAUGAGUAAUGAGAAAAAGAAAAAAUACAGAAAUUUCACUAAAAAUGAAAACAUUUUAAUUGAUAUUACGCGCUGUUUACAAAUUUUUAAUGAUAGUAUAGAAAUAGAUGACAAAAUGUCGAAAAAGUAUGAAAAACAUUUAUUUUAUAGUUUAGAUGAUUACCAAUUUGUAUUUGAGCCGAAUUUUGAACCUGUUUUAUUAGAUAAAUUGGGUUUUAAUAGUAAUCCAACAUUAUCUAGAUAUAUAAAACAAGGUUUUUUUAAAAAUGCUUGUAUUUUAAUGAAUUUUCCAAAAAAAUCAAAUCUACUUUAUAAAGAUGAAUUAAUUUACAAAAAAUUAGAUAAUUUGUAUUUACAUCAAAACUACAUUUCAUUGAAAAAUCCUUAUACAAAUAUUCUAUUAUCAUUAUCCGGCACUGACUAUAACUUUAAUUAUAAUUUAAAAAAUAGGAAUAUUUUAAAUAAUAUAUCUUUUAAUAAAUCGAAAAACUAUAUUUAUGAUAUCAACAAAGAAUCUUUUAAACCUAUCGAUAAAUUGUCAUUUUUUAGGUCUAAUCCUUUAAUUCAAAAAUCUAAUGGUUAUAACAUUAUCUAUAACUUUGAUGAUAGAAUAAAAAAAUCUUAUGAAAUAUUUCAAAUACAGUCUUAUACACCUAUAGAAAUAAUCUUAAAUAACAUUGAAUCGAUUUCAGAAUAUACUUUAAGUAGGGUUGACUUAGAAAAAACUAGUUUUUCUAAUACAGAUAUUCAUUUUAAUUUAAAAGAUAUUUCAAAAAUUAAAUGUCAUGAUUCUAUAGACAAUUCACUAUUUUUUUCUAAUACUUUAGUUAAUAAAAGGACUGGUUCUCCAGAAAUUUAUGUACCUUCAAAGAGACGAAAAUUAUUAAGAGAAUAUACAUGUAACAAUUCUGAAAAUGAUGAGUUAAUACUAGAUAAAAAUACAAUCUUAAAUGAGAUUAAGCAAGAAGAUUUGAAUAUUCAACAAUUAAAAGAUUUAGAAGAAAUAAAUAAACAAGAAUAUUCAGUCUCUGUAAGUACAGAUGAAAUUAGAAGCGUAUCUACUAAUACAAUUGUCUCUAAUAAAUGUUUUCAAAACCAAAAUAAUAAUUAUCUACAAAUGACAGAUCCUUUUUUAUCUUUAGAAAAGUCUAUUUUAGAUUCAAAUAAAGAGAAUGAAGAAAAAAUAUCACCAUCUUCUUAUGUUAUGUCUGAUGAUAAUUUGUCUAUUCAUAAUCAAAAAAUACAUCAAAUUUCAAAGUGUAAUAAUCAAGAAUCUUCGCCUAAAUCACCUAUUUUAAAUAACAAUAUUGAUCAAACAGAAUCCCAAAACGAUUUAGACUUAAACAAUCAAAAUACUGAUUUUUAUAAUAGAAAUUUAAAUGACCAUAAUUCAAUGUCAAUAGAAAUGACUCACGUUUUAAGAAAAGCAGCUGAUUGGUAUAUAAUGAAUAUGAAAAAAUAUAACAUAACUCAACAAGAUGUUACUCUUGCUUUAUAUAGAACUUCUGGUAUUAAAAAAUUGGCUGUUAUAGUUAUGGAUGCUAUCAGUAAAAAUUUACCUUUGCCUAAUAUUAAAGGUGUUUGGACAGAAGAAGAUGAUAUAAUUGUGUAUUGUGGUGAUCCAAAAGAGCUUAAACAACUUAAUAAAAAGCAUGGAGGCAAACUUCAUAAUAGAAUUAAAUUUCUUCAAGAUUAUUUAAACUAAAAUUAAAAAUAGGUGCAUGUGUAUAUAUUGAAUAAGAGUUAUCAUUUAUUGCAACAAUC